CCGUAGUUCCAAGAGAUCUCGAAUAUAUCUCAUCGAAAGGCGUCUUUUGCGUCGAGAUUUUCGGUUUUGCUUUUGCCACCUCGUUUCGAAUGAUAGAAUAGCACGACGGUUUGGUAGGAAAGAGGGUCGGUAUCGCAGCACCGUAGUCCUUGUUUUCGCGGUACAGAAUAAGAUGCGACGCGUGGCCCAGACGUCCCUGGUCGGGUUGGCUGUGGCCGAACAGGGCCCAAACCCAAUCCGACGCGUCGUGACACUGCUGCAGGAGAUGGCCACGGAAAUCGAGACGGAGGUGGAAAAGGAAGCCAAGGCCUUUGAGAAAUUCCAGUGUUACUGCAAGAAAAACGACGGAGCCCUCGACGCAAAAACCAAAGAAGCAGCAGCGCUGAUAAAGAAGACCACAGCAGAGGUAGAGGGACUCACGGGGCAAAAAAAGCAGCUGGCGGAGGAGCUGAAGAAGCACAAGAAGGUUCGUAUUUAUUCGUGUUGUACGUUCCCAUGAAGUGAGCACAAAGACGUUGUUCUGAUGAAACUUUACUCCUGUAUGCUAGAUUUUUAUUCACCCACCGCCCGAUCGGCAAAUUGAAAUUCCUGAUCUUGUGAAGUAAGCCUGAAAAAAUCACACAACAGGAUCGCGCAGACGCAAAGGCAAAUCUCGAAGCCGCUACCAAGAAGCGCACAGAGGAAAAGACUAAGUUCGACGAGGCCACCAAGGAGCAGCGAAAGACCUUAGACGACUUGGACAAGGCAAUUGCCGCCUUGGAAAAGGGUAUGGGCAAGUCUUUCUUGCAAACCGGCGCCGCUGCCUACUUGCGCAAGGUACUGAUAUCGAACAGUCACGCUGUGUUUCAUUUGCAUUUCUACUGUCUAAAACACUUAAAAAAAAUAACUCAAAGUGGACACCAAAGAAGAAUUCCAGGUUCUGUCAAACCCGCCGUGCAUAAUAAAUGCUGUGCAUCAAAAUUCACUAUUUUCAAAACCAGGUGAUUGACGGUAACAGCGCUGCGCUGUCCAUGUUGGACGUUUCGGACCAGGAGAUGGUUGCCUCCUACCUGCAGUCCGGCAAGGACUACGCCCCAGCCAGCGGCGAAAUCGUCGGAAUUCUGAAGAUGAUGAAGGACAACUUCGACGAGUCUCUGGGUGGCAUCCUGAGUGAGGAGGAGAAGGCCGUGGCUAGCUUCGCCGAGCUGAAGGCCACGCUGACCGAGUUGAUCAAGGCCUCCGGCGCCGCCAUCGAGAAGAAGCAGGAACUCAAGGGCGAAGUCGCCGUGAAGAUCGUCGAGGGAAAGAACCUGAUCUCCACCACGGAGAAGCAGAUGGGCGACGACAUGAAAACCGCCGCCAUGCUGAAGGAGGCGUGCGGCACGAAGGGCGACGAGUUCAAGGUGCGUCAGGAGGACGCCGCCGCGGAAGUGGCCGCCAUCAACGAGGCCAUCAGCGUGUUGAACAACGACGACGCCCUGGACCUGUUCAAGAAGACGGACACCAAGGCGUUGGCGCAGGUCUCCCUGCUCCAGACCGGUUUGCGCACCAACGGGCCCUCCGAGAAGGCGGUCGCCGAACUGCAGAAGGUCGCCGACAAGUCCCCCGCCGUCGCCAUGCUGGCGCUCACCGCCAAGCAGGCGCUGAAGACCGGCGUGGACUUUUCCAAGGUGAUGAAGAUGAUCGACGACAUGGUGGUUUUGCUGAAAAAGGAGGCGGACGACGACAUCAAGGCCCGCGACAGCUGCAACGCAUCCUUCCUGGAGUCCGAGGCGGAGAAGAAGGACACUGAGCACGCCAUCAAGGGGCUCGGCUCCAAGAUCGACGAACUGGCCGGCGUGAUCGAGGCCCAGGCGGCCAUCAUGGAGAAGGCCACCACCGACAUUGCCACCGCCAAGGAGUCCAUGGCGCAGGCCACCGAGCAGCGCAAGACGGACAACGCGGACUUCAUCACCGCGGUGGACCUCAACAACCAGGCGGUCGCCCUCAUCCAGAAGGCCAAGAACAAGCUGAACGGCUUCUACAACCCGCAGCUGGUUCCCAAGGAAAAGCCGGCUGAGUUGACCGCCGAGGAGGAACUGGAGCAAGGGUUCCAUGAGGUACUGAGUUUGUGUUUGCCACGUGUUCUUGCGCAUAAUCCAAUGCCUAUGUCUGAUUGUCGACUAGUGCAUUUACUUAUGCCCGCAAUCGCAUUUUUCCGUAAUUUGUCAUGAAGCAAUGAUCAGAGCGAUGUGCAUGUGUCGUUAAAUUAAAAUUGUCAUAAGUAAGUACAAUUUCCUGCGUAAUACUGACACAACCAGGCCCUGAUCCAGAAGCACGUGCAGAAGCCGGAGUUGGUGCAGCAGCUGCCGGAGGGUAUGCCGGAGACCUGGGGCGCAGGUGAGCGCAAGACCAAGGGCGGCAAGGGCGCCUCCGUCAUGGCAUUGAUGGAUAUGUUGGCCGGAGACAUCAACAAGGAUACCGAUGCUUUGGAGCACGACGAGACCGUCGCACAGAAGGAUUACGAGGCCCUGUCCGCCGACUUGGCCCAGCAAGUGGUAUUGAUGAUACACGUAGUCGUUUGUUUAUCUUGAGAAUUUGAGCACAUUAUCAUUCAUGCUUCCUUUGCUCGGACAAAUGGAGAACCGUCAAGUUCUGUGGUGCGCAAUUGUAUCGCGUUUAGACAGUGAAAAACUCCUGAUUGUGAAUUGAAAUUCAUACUAUAUCAGGCCGAGAGCGAGAAGGCACUAAACGACGCUACCGCGUCCAAGGCCGCUGCCGAGGAGGAGAAGCAAACGUCGGAGUCCACUCUGGACAUGAAGGAGGAGGAGCUCGCCGACAUUAACCAAACCAUCGCGGACCUGCACGCGAAGUGCGACUUCAUUCUGAAGGCCUUCGAGGAGCGUAAGGCUGCUCGCGAGAACGAGAUCGCGGGAUUGACCAAGGCAAAGGCUGUGCUCGCCGGUGCAAAGUUCGACUAAGUGUAGUUAGUACGAUUUUCUGUAUGGCAUCUCUCGCGAUUUUACUUUGUAUAAAUGAUUAAAACCUAGCCAUACGGAUUGCUUCAAUACAGAUGUGAUCCUGUUUCACAAGAGAUUCGUUUCGUCCAAAAAGCAUCGCUACAGAGGCACAUGGUUUUCCGCAGAACGGCAAAGAGGCCUGGCGUCAUGUCAAGAAUUGGUCUCUACGAAAAAAAACCAUUUAUAUUUACGUAUUGACAUCAGCAGCCAUUAUUUCUUUCGUGCAAAAUCAAACGUACUUUGUUUUUCUACUUUAGUUCAAGUGCUUAUAGUGACAAUCCAUUACGGUAUUAUCUCUUUGACUUUAAUCGUUUUUUGUACAAGUGCGUUUUUGGAGAACAGUUCUUGACGCAAUUUUGGUUCCGAAUCGAAAAGUGCCGAUGCUGGAUGGACAAGACAACCGUGAACGAUGACACACAAGUUGAGCGAUUCGGCAAACCAAAGCAACACCAGAGAUGGCACACGUUAUUCUCACAAGCGUGCCGGUGCACUGGACCGUCGUGCUCCUGUAGUUGUUUCCAUUGGAGCAAAUCUCUUCAACGUGCUGAUCAUCCCAAAUCUUUUCAGCUUACUUUACGAAUGUUGAUGAAGACACUUUUUUUGGCAGACAAGCUCAAAAGCAGUCGUUUCCAAACGCAAAGGAAGACCGAACCAGCACCGAUCACCGUAUCAGCGACAUCUCGCUUUCAGACAGCACUUGAGAUCCACAUCAGACAUGCAGUUUUGCUCAGUUAACCUACGG
Messenger RNA from Amoebophrya sp. A120, 3720 nucleotides. Lineage: Eukaryota; Dinophyceae; Syndiniales; Amoebophryaceae. The record is from the annotation of a GenBank genome assembly.